UCUUCUCAGAUCUUUUGCUUCCGGUGCAAAAAAGAGAAAAUUGAAACUCUCCAACAAAGAAAGCUAUUAGAGUGCAUCUUUUAUCGUAAACUUUGUGUGUUUCUUUGUGGAACAAAUUUGAAUACAAAGUUCAGAAGUGAUUCAUGCAUGCGCCUUGUGUCGUGUUUUGUAUGCAUCUCUAAGUGUUGAACUAGAUUGAGGGAAAAAAGGGCUGAAUCUAAGGGUGCUAGACUACCUAGUGGAGUCAGAUGGGGAAGGGUUGACCGCAUUACAGAGAAAAUUGAAACUCUCCGACAAAGAAAGCUAUUGGAGUGCAUCUUUCAUCGUAAAAUCUUUUGCUUCCGGUGCAAAAAGAGAAAAUUGAAACUCUCCUACAAAGGAAGCUAUUGGAGUGCAUUUUUCAUAGUAAAAGAGUUGUUACUAAGGUAAUGGACGUGUCUGAGGACGAAAGUGUUGGUUCCUUUAAGGUAGAACCACCAAAAUUGCAAGCAGGACCUUCAAUUGCUUCAUCAAGCAGGCAAAAAAACACUCCAAUUUCACCAACUCAAGAUAAAUCUAAUGACAAGAAGAUGGAGGACCUGCUCAACAGUAUUUUGGGCAUGGAAGGAAAUGAAGUUGGGUCCAAUUCAAAUCUAGAUGAAGGACUAAAUUUUAGUUAUGGUGGUGAUCAACUGAUCUUUGAACAAGCUGCUAGUGAUUUCAAUGGAAAUGAUCAAAUUGCUCCCGCAAGAGAAAAUGGUGAAAAUCUCAACAGUGCUGGUAGUGAAGCAGCAAUAGCAGGUAAUGGGAGAAGAAGGACAGCUACAUUUGAAGAAAGAAUACUAGUUGAAAAGAGACAACGUCGAAUGAUUAAGAAUAGAGAGUCUGCUCAACGAUCUAGGGCUAGAAAGCAGGCAUAUACAGCAGAAUUGGAGGCACAGGUCGAUCGACUGAGAGAUGAUAAUGAGAUGCUCACAUUAAUUGUGACUCAAAUUGCAACCACAAGACAAGAAGAGGAGGAGAAAAAGAAAGAAACAACAAAAGCUCAAUGUGUGACUAACAAACUGAAGAAACUUAGAAGGAUCUCAAGUGUUACAUGGUGAAAGAACCAACAAAAUCUCAAUGGAUGGCUAAUAAAGUGAAAACACUUAGAAGGAUCUCAAGUGUUUCAUGGUGAACAUCUCUAGUUUUUAUUAUAUUAAGGAUUGCUAAAGGAUUAUGGUGUUGUUAUUAAAUAUGUUUCCCUUUGAUACAAGUCUGUUACUCAGUAUGUAAUAAGUUAAACUAAUGCUUUACUUUCUGGAUUUAGUCUUUAAUAUAAUGGACAUAAUUUAAACAGUAA
Messenger RNA from Solanum dulcamara, 1321 nucleotides. Its product is annotated as ABSCISIC ACID-INSENSITIVE 5-like protein 1. NCBI's taxonomy places the organism in Eukaryota, Viridiplantae, Streptophyta, Magnoliopsida, Solanales, Solanaceae. Gene Ontology annotation, biological process: positive regulation of DNA-templated transcription. Gene Ontology annotation, cellular component: nucleus. The coding region runs from base 429 to 1082 and encodes 217 amino acids. Gene Ontology annotation, molecular function: DNA-binding transcription factor activity. The transcript has 9 exons. The record is from RefSeq and is a predicted model, not a curated record.